Molecule: messenger RNA, 2233 nt
Organism: Syngnathoides biaculeatus (alligator pipefish)
Lineage: Eukaryota; Metazoa; Chordata; Actinopteri; Syngnathiformes; Syngnathidae
Product: solute carrier family 2, facilitated glucose transporter member 9-like
Exons: 13
Coding region: 17-1525 (502 amino acids)
Biological process (GO): monosaccharide transmembrane transport
Cellular component (GO): membrane
Molecular function (GO): hexose transmembrane transporter activity
Source: RefSeq, a predicted model, not a curated record
CAUAACGAGACCAACAAUGCUACAGCGGCUUACACUCCUGCUGGACUGUCCUCUCGUCAUCGUUGUCAUUUUCAUCUCGGGCAUCGGAGGGACAUUUCAGUAUGGAUUUGGAAUUUCUGUCGUGGCGUCUCCUUCCGCUUACAUCAAGGAGCUGGUGAACCAAACAUGCAUACGGAGAUACAAUGUCUACAUACAAGAGUGGCAGCUCUCGCUCAUCUGGUCCUUCACUGUGUCCAUUUUUAGCAUUGGGGGCUUGCUGGGCUCGUUACUGGCAGCUCCUUUCCUGGCAAUUGUUGGCAGGAGAAAUUGUCUUUUGUUUAACAAUUUUGUGGCUAUAACGGGAGCUGUGCUGAUGCUCUUGAGCCAAACGGCCAUGUCCUUUGAAAUGAUCAUGGUGGGGCGAUUUCUGUCCGGCAUCAAUUCAGGAAUCAGUCUGUCUGCUCACAGCUUGUACCUCACUGAAUGCACCCCAAAGAUGCUGCAAGCGAUGGUGGGCGUGACCAUCGGCACCUUCAUCGGCAUAGGGAAGUUCAGUGGUCAGCUUUUGGGGCUCAGCGAGUUACUUGGCGCAGAGGAUCGAUGGCCCUGGCUGCUCGGCUUCAGUGGCUUCACUGCAAUCUUUCAGCUCGUCACACUCCCGUUUUUGCCGGAAUCUCCCAAAUACCUGCUGCUAAACCGAGGAGACGAGCCGGCGUGCGAGAAAGCUAUGAUGAGGCUUUGGGGAAACAAGGACCACAGCAGGGAGUUGGAGGAGAUGUUGGUGGAGAAAGCUGCCCACCAGAACAUCCAAAGUCACUCUGUGAUGGAGCUGAUUCGGGAAAGAAGCGUUCGCUGGCAGCUGAUGACCAUCAUCGUCACCUUCAUCUCGCUGCAACUUUCAGGCAUCAACGCAGUGUACUUCUAUUCUUAUGAUGUGUUCCGUGCAGCAGGCAUUCACGAAUACCAGCUACGUUAUGCCGCUUUGGGAAUGGGGAUGUGUGAAAUGUUUUCCUCUCUAGUGUGUUUCAUGAUCAUUGACAGUACAGGAAAGAAAUGGCUCCUCUUCGCAGGAUACGUAGCUAUGGCUGUAACCCUGGUGCUCCUCACCAUUACUAUCUAUUUGCAGCAUGACAUCUUCUGGGUAUCGUACUGCAGCAUGGUCCUCAUUUUCACCUUCCUCUCCUGUUUUUCUACGGGGCCAGGCGGAGUAAUUGCUCCCCUCCCGGGUCAAAUUUUUACUCAGGCUUUCAAAGCGAGUGCAUUCACUGUCGGCUGCACCAUGAAUUGGACCGGCAUGUUUGUGGUGGGGAUGAUCUUCCCCAUCUUAGUGGAGUACCUCGAUUCCUUCUGCUUUGUCGUAUUCCUGUUGGUGUGCUUGGUCUCUGCGCUGUUUGUGUACUUCAAUGUGCCCGAGAUGAGCAAUAAAACAGCGUUGGAGAUCGCUGCUGACUUCGACCGGAUGCACAGCAAGUCUGGAAGGUCGAAGGGGGAAAAAACAGAUGAGCAGUCAUGUGAUGUCUUUAAAAGAUAUGAAACCAAAUUUUAGCUUCACUGGUCAAGUUUAAUUGCAAAAUUCAAAUCUCAAACAAGAAGACAAUAUUUUGGGGGAAAAAACAUGUUUAUAUUUUGGUGACGCAGAUGUAGAGCGUUGGCCUCACAGUUCUGAAGAACGGAGUUCAAAUCCCGGCCUCCCCCCUUUGUGGAGUUUCCAUGUUCUCCCUGCGCCUGUGUAAUGGUGUCAUGUUGUUGUGCUAUAAUAGGAACAGGACGUGGAAGCGCACUUUUAUUUUGAAAGGCACCACCUUCCUCAGUCAUUUAUUAUUUAUCAUUCUUCUCAAUGUUAUUAAUGUUAUAAGGAAUUGUUUGUUUAAAAAUGUUAAUUGUAAGGUGGAAAAUGCCGUUAGAUGUUAGUGGAAGAUAAGAGAAACACAGGAAGUUGGCUGCAUAAUGUACUUUGAAGCCACACUUAUUGUAUGGCGGAGGGACUACUUCCUCUUGUUCAUGAGAUUCCUGGUCUAAGAGUGUUGGGAGUAUUUAUGAAGAGAAAUCUGUGAUCAUCGGUGAAUGUGUCUCCUUUAUAAUACAAAGAUAGGAUUAAACCAUGAUGAGACCAGCUAACGUGUGUGACUUCUCAUUCAUCAGACCAAAAAAAUACACAACACACAGUUAGACCCACUACACCUGCAUGGGUUUUCCCCAGAAACUCGUUUUUUCCCUGAAUGUUUUAAUUAUAUUAUUGUCUACUGACGAUGAA